AUGCUCGAGAAGCUCAAGACAUCCGUCGAAUCCCUCCACUCCACAAACUUCGGCAACCCCGCGUAUCCCGUGCUCGACGCUUUCCCCAAGAGCCUGGUAAAGUUCGUCGAGCAGCUGGAGAGGGGGUACGUGUCGACGUUUAGUGGUCGAGUGUUUCUUCAUGAUUUGGUUAAAACAGAGACUAAAAACCCAGUUGACCCCAAACAAACUGGGACAAAAGCCGUACAGCCUGACGAAAACAAAUAUACAUUGACUGAGUACGGUGAGAAAUGUGCUAAGAUCAUUCUCACAAUAUUGAACAUGUUAAACAGCGAUUUGAAUGUUCUUAAGAAUACGUGCAAAAAUAUUUCCUCAUCUAGUCAAAUUAAUAAAUCGUCUCAUUUGGGAGACUUACUCACGUCCUAUGGUUACCGUGUCUCCGAUAAAGACAAGCAAAACGGUGAAUUGCAAGACAAGUCUGAGUGCAAGGGUUCACAUGUAUCAGAUAAAAUGAGGGAAGCAAUUCCCAACGCCAACAUGGAACAUCUCACGAAGUGCUUAUCAGAUGACACAAAGAAACCAGGCGCACAAAAAUCACCAUGUAAUCUACUGGACAUCCUUUCAUGCCUCUUCACUCACCUCAGUGAAUACAAUAAAGUCGGCCACAUCGCCACUUUCUCUGCUAAAAGAACACCAUGCUCCGUCUAUGAGAUGCUCUCCUGGUGCUGCGGUCUCGAGUAUAACAGUGCUUACUCAAAGAUGCAGCAGCAUUGUAAGACGUGGCUUGAGAGAGAAGAGAAAAAGGAGAAGCAAGAAAAAGAGAGAGUGGAAGCAAAAGGAGAAACAUAUAAGCCUAAGAAUGACACUGCUUUUAAAAGUAUAUUAAGCAAGCUGGCGAAUCGUGGACUGCCUCAGCUAUUCGUAAACUCACGUAGCAUACUCACCACAAUCCUUGGCACCGGGGACGCGGAGACUGUUUACGCCUCUGACUUCGCCAACAAUAAACUUAAUUUGAAAUAUCCCACUUCAGGCGAAGAGUGCUUAAAUACGUUGCUCGAUAUAUUACGUAGAUUGUUCCCGCCACUUAGAUAUAUGCAUUACCGUUGUAACCUUAGAGCAAAGCACUACGGCUGGGACAAUUGCCAGUACGGCAAGAAUAUCCCUACAACCAAGUGGCCAUGUAACGUUCACUCAGCGGACAAAUCAACGUGCCAACCAAAUUGCCAGGCAAAUGACCAACCAAACUGCCAACCAACGUCGCCACUUCAGUGCUACUUAACCGAUUCCCUACUCGGCCACUUACCUCACGAUGUAACCUCGAUUGGUUGCAAAACAAUCUGUAACACUUGCCCCAAAUCUAUGCCUGGAAUGCCGUGUAUAACUCCAAUGGGCUUCAGGGGUUUCUCUAGUAGUACGCGUAGAGGUACAGAGCUGUGUAAGGUACUAGACAAAAUUUUCGAUGACGCCGAUCUCAUAUCCCUCUUCAGCCUUGUUGCCAAAACACCAAGCACUUUGCCAGAACACUUCGGCUUUGUGUUAUCGCUUGUUAAUGACUGGCAUGAAAGCACAAAGUUAACCAAAAAUAUUGUCCAAACUGCCUUUAAAAAAUCAAUCAGUGAUGUAUCCAUUAGCCUAUAUGAGAACGUCGGAACGCUUACAGAUGCGCUUCGUGAUGCCUAUGGCUCCAGUCAGAGUAACCAUGAAUCAAAUAAACAUGAAGAUAAUGAUACUAUUGACGGCAAUGAUGAUGUACUGAAAAAGAGGGACGUGUCUAGUUUGUCUAUGACUAUAGCAUGUUCCGGCCAAAAUGUCCACUGCGCUCCGUAUCUUGUCACCUUGUGUCACGAUGCCUACUACUACCUUAACACCAGUCAUUCCAACACAUACCUCUCGUGGGCCGUCUACCUCCCAUGGGCAUUCUACCAAUAUCUCAAAAAUCUAUACGAUACUUUUUGUGCCAUAAACUGCCAGGAUUGGGGCUGCCGUGGAUGUCUUCGCGGUGACAAGUGUAAAACAGGGAAGCAUGGUGUUGUUGAUAAAGACAAUGCAUCAGCGAUAUGCCAGUGCCCCUCGUUGGUCCAGUGCAAAGGCGUCUUGGCAACCCUCUACACUUAUGGAUUCACAUUUGGGAACGCAGCGAGAUUGAAUUCGAAGGGUGCAGCAAUGAAAUGCUCUGAUUUCUGCACUCAACUUUAUGAUGUACUGCACUCUUCUUAUUUCAGAAAAUUAUUCGACGAGUGCGACAAUUUCCUGAAAGAAAUCAGAUGGCCGUUUAUGCUGACGUUGUUAGCCCUCUGGUCGCUGUCGCUCCUCUACCUGCUGCACAUCGUAGUCGUCCGCCUCGACGUGCUGAGGAUACGCUCCCACCUGAGAUCACCCUCAAGCCACCGCAUCGCCGCGCAGUCGCUCCUCGCCGUUGCAAAGGUUGGGAAAAUUGCCAACGUCAAGUACUUCUCACCAUAA
Molecule: messenger RNA, 2442 nt
Organism: Babesia ovata
Lineage: Eukaryota; Apicomplexa; Aconoidasida; Piroplasmida; Babesiidae
Exons: 1
Coding region: 1-2442 (813 amino acids)
Source: RefSeq, a predicted model, not a curated record